ACCCUAAACCCUCGAGAAGCUGACAACCGAAACCUUGCUGCAAAACUUUUAAGCUUCUUUGCUCAACCAUAAUUCGCCAAAACGGGUCUACCUGUGUGGAUGCUUGGGUUGGGUGCGGAUCGGUUGCGUGCCGAUAUGAACCGUUUACUUGCAUUACUCUUCCAUCAGGGAGUGCUGGAUGAGCAGUUCUUGCAGCUCCAGCAACUUCAAGAUGAAAGCUCCCCGAAUUUUGUAUCAGAAGUUGUGAAUAUUUACUUCCAUGAGUCGGAGAAGCUGCUCAGGAAUCUCAGAGGAUUACUGAUGGAUAGAGAGUGCUCGGACUACAAGAAAAUAGGAACCCAUUUAAAUCAGUUCAUGGGAAGCAGCUCUAGUAUUGGUGCUAAAAGAAUCAGAAAUGUUUGCGUCGCUUUUCGCGCCGCUUCCGAGCAGAACAACCGAGCUGGGUGCUUGAGAGCAUUGGAGUUGCUAGAGCACGAGUACUGCUACCUCAAGAACAAGAUGCACGAACUGUUCCAGCUUGAGCAGCAGAGACUAUUAGCAGCUGGGGUGAGAUACCCAAUGCAGAAUUGAACCAAAACUAUGAGUCUUUCAUCUAUUUGGCCACUAUCUUCAUCUGGGUUUUUGCUGAAAACCAAGCUAACCUACAAGGCUUACUGUUGUCUUGCUGCUUGUCUGCCACGUGUAGAGAAUGGAAAAGCGGCUACUGUUACUUGUUUUCAAUGUAGAGUAAAUUCUUUUUUUUCCUUUGGAGAAUUUUUGUCAGGUUGUAAGUUUGAAUGAAAAUGAUCCAGCUAGUUGAAAAUUAAAGUUCUGAUUCUGAUAUCAAUCCUUUCUUCUUGUUAGCGGUAAGUGUUAUGGUUUCAGCUUUUUAUAGCUGGCUUAAUCAGUGCUUCUCUUUAUAAAACUUCUGUAACUUUUAACAGCUGCGAGUCUGUGAGCUGUGCCGUCGGAAUAUAUAUCAGAGUCCAAAUCAAGCAACAACUUUUUCAGUCUUAACAUGUCAAAGAUCAUCAAUCACUCAAUCUAUUAUUGAUUUUUC
Molecule: messenger RNA, 1039 nt
Organism: Manihot esculenta (cassava)
Lineage: Eukaryota; Viridiplantae; Streptophyta; Magnoliopsida; Malpighiales; Euphorbiaceae
Product: pseudo histidine-containing phosphotransfer protein 6
Exons: 5
Coding region: 100-570 (156 amino acids)
Biological process (GO): phosphorylation; phosphorelay signal transduction system; cytokinin-activated signaling pathway
Cellular component (GO): nucleus; cytoplasm
Molecular function (GO): protein histidine kinase binding; histidine phosphotransfer kinase activity
Source: RefSeq, a predicted model, not a curated record